AUGGCUAAUUUAUUACCUAAAAAAGCUGAGUUAUAUGUUUAUGAAUUGUCUGAACAAUUGAUAAGUUCAUUAAAUUUAAUAGGUUUUGAUGAAUAUCUAAAUGAAAUAGAUGUUGCUGUUUCAAAGCUACCUGAUUAUGAUAAAUUGAACAAAACAAAGGAAGAACAAUUAACCAAAGAAGAACUAUUACAAUUGAGAAAUAAAGCUGUUUCUAAUGUAUUACACUGCAAUGUAUGUAAAUUGAAGUUUGAUAAUCAGAUUGACCAAAGAAAACAUUACCGGUCAGACCUACAUCAUAUCAAUAUAAAGAGGAAUAUAAAGGGACUUCCUCCAAUGUCUUCACCAGCCAGUGGGACCACGACAGAGAAGGAUGAUUUUGCAAAUUUUUUACUAGAAAAAACCAUUUCUAAUUCAUCUGAAGAAGAAAAUGAAAAUGAAAGUAUAGACAACAAUGAUAGCGAAAAUGAAAUAGCAAGUGAAAGCGGAGAAGAUAGUGAUAGUGAUACUGAAGAGAUUUCAACAUACUUAGAGGAACACCUAUCUAGUUCCCAAAAUGAAUCUACAUUAAACUCUUUUCUGAAUACGAAAUCACCACAUAUUUAUUUCAAAUCUAGUUAUUUACCAUCAGAGAAAAAUAAAGUAAUUGGUGUCUAUAAAGUGCUAUUCAAUAUUAAAGAGCUAUCAAAUCCAAUAUUGGCUUUAAAAAGCUGGAAUGAAAUCCUUGAUAAGUCUUCUAAAAUGUCUGCCUUAUUUAUGGUUGGAGGUGGUCACUUUGCUGGUGCCAUCAUAUCUCAUCAAAGAAGAAAUAUAAAAGGUAAUUUAAAGAAACAAAAAGAAACAUUUCAAGAACAAUCUGUUAUUAUGUUAGAACAUAAAACAUUCCAUAGAUACACAACAAGAAGAAAACAAGGUGGAUCUCAAUCUGUCAUGGAUAACGCAAAAGGUAAGGCUAAUUCAGCUGGGUCUACUUUACGUAGAUAUAAUGAAAACGCUUUGAAACAAGAUAUCCAGAAUUUGUUGUUAGACUGGAAACCCUAUUUAGAUAAGUGUGACAACAUUUUUAUCAGGGCCAGAAGUGUCUUUGAUAAAGCAAUUUUUUUCGAAAGCAAUAACAGUAGCCACAAUGCUGGUAAAAAAAAUAAUACCCAUUUUAUUAAUAAAUAUGAUCCUAGAUUGAAAACCUUCCCAUUCACUACAGGAAGACCGACCAUACAUGAAUUAAAGAGAGCUUGGUGCGAAUUAACAUAUUUAAAAUCUAUAGAAAAACCCAAACCAAUGAUAGCCUCUAAACAAAAAACUCAAUCCAUUGUAAAGGAUAAAUCAACAGAACUUCCUCAAGAUACUAAAAUUGCAUCCUUAACUGAAGAGGAAAAAUAUUCAGAAGAACUGAUACGAUUAGUCAAAAAGGCUAGAGCACCUUUACUAAGUUCCUUCUUAAAAAAGAAUAAAUUAGAUAUUAAUUUUAGAUUAAAACCAGAAUCCAAAUAUGGAUCCACACCAACUUUGUUACAUUAUGCAUCACAACACGGUAUAAAACAAAUGGUUAUUAUAUUAUUAUCUAAUAUGAAAGCUGAUCCCACAAUUCAAAAUAAUGUCGGGAAGACUGCAGCAGAUUUAAAUAAAAGUUUAUUGAUUAAACAAGCAUUCCAGAUUGCAAGGUACAAUUUAGGUGAAGAUUUUGUUGAUUGGAGUAAAUCACAUAUUGAUGAACCGUUGAGUAGAGAACAAGUGGAAGAAAAGAAUAAGCAAUUUGAAGAAUUAAAAAGAAAAGAAACCGAGGAAAUUAUAAAAAGAGAAUCUGAGGCAGCAAAGGCUAAUCAAAAAAUAAAAACAAAUAAACCAAAAUCCAGUAAAGGCAACACUUUAGGAAGUUCUUCUAAUGGGAUAUCAUUAGAAUACAAUUUAAAUUCUUUAACGGAAGAGCAGAAAAGAAGAUUAAUGAGAGAGCAACGGGCUAGAGCUGCCGAGGCAAGGAUGGCCCGUAAUCAAUAA
Arxiozyma heterogenica is the source of this 1992-nucleotide messenger RNA. It is a transcript of the gene VMS1, whose product is annotated as Vms1p. The coding region runs from base 1 to 1992 and encodes 663 amino acids. Lineage: Eukaryota; Fungi; Ascomycota; Saccharomycetes; Saccharomycetales; Saccharomycetaceae. The transcript has a single exon. The record is from RefSeq and is a predicted model, not a curated record.